GAAAAGUAUACAAUUCAAAAUGAUAAUUAGUUUACGAACAGUGUCUUGUGCUACUCAUCAAAAUGUCUUAUUGAGAUAUGUUCAAAGGAGCUGUCCUCGCAAUAAACUUGUGUUUGGUCGCAAUGCCAGCAACUAUGGAAUCAAGAACUUCAAGCCCCCCACCAUGAACAGUUUACCUGUUCCUCAGGGCUCUUGGAGUACAGAAUAUGCCAGGAAGCAGAAGAAAUACAAUGCUCUUCUUAUGGGAGGGCUGGCCUUCUGUGGUGCCACACUCCUGGUGGGCAAGCAGACAGGUUUACUUAACUUUAAUCUGCGUCCUGAGUACAAAGGAACUUUUGACCCUCCCAUUCUGUCAAACUCGGAAAUUGUGGUUAAACAUUUUGAAGCUCCUACGCUAGACCUACCCCCUCCACCUGUCACGUCAUCUAAAGAACCUGAUGUUCAAGCCCCAGCAAAGAGUGAAACUAAACCCCAGGUACCUGAGACUAAACCCGAAGUUGAGGUGCAAGAGAAAUCUAAACUGGAACCCAAAGUUGAGCCAAAAGCCGAACCAAACAAACAAACAGCAGCUGCUGCUGCUCCCGCAGCUGAUGCUGCUGCUCCCGCAGCUGAUGCUGCUGCUCCCGCAGCUGAUGCUCAUGCAGCUGAGACAACUGCAUCAAAAACUGAAGAGAAGGCAUCUAAGGCUUCUGAAAAACCUGCAGCCGCUCCUGAAAAAGCAGUUCCCGUUCCAAACCCUUAUGAAGAAUUUCCUCCCACCACACUUAAAGAUGGUCAGGUUGUGCCAGGCUAUGUCCCUUACUUAAUUAUCGGCGCCGGUACCUCCUCCGUCGCAGCCUUCCGAGCCAUCAAGUCUGCUGACCCUAAAGCCAAGGUGUUGGUGGUGUCAGGGGAGGGCGAGGAGCCUUACAUGAGGCCUCCUCUCAGCAAGGAGCUCUGGUACAGCGAUGAUCCUGAGACGCCAAAGUCGCUACACUUUAAACAAUGGAAUGGCAAAUCACGUAGUGUUUACUUCGAGCAUCCACAAUACUACACGCCAACCAGCGAGCUGAGCACGCGUCCUAACGGUGGCGUGUCGCUGCUUAAGAACGUCACAGUGGUUAAACUUGACCCCACGUUCCGCACUGCAUUCCUUGAAGACGGCACCGCCAUUCGCUACGAGAAGUGCCUCAUAGCCACGGGAGGCAAACCGAAGUCGUUGGCUGUGAUAGACCGCGCGGGCUCGGCGGUGGUGGAGAAGACGACGCUGUUCAGGGGCGUUGCAGACUACCGCAGGCUGGAGCAGGUCGUCUCGCAGGGCAAACAUGUCACCAUCAUCGGGGGUGGCUUCCUUGGCUCUGAGCUUGCUUGUGCUAUUGGCCACAAGAGCAAGAAGGUGGGAGGGUCGGUCUCGCAGGUAUUCCCAGAGUCGGGCAACAUGGGUAAGGUUUUGCCCGAGUAUCUGUGCCGUUGGACCACCGACAAAGUCAGGAACGAAGGCGUCGACGUCAUCACCGAUUCUUUUGUGAAGUAUGCGUCUACCACCAGCGAUGGCAGAGUGAAGCUUGACCUCAACACUGGCAAGUCGUUGAUAACAGACCACGUGGUCGUGGCUGUGGGACUUUCUCCAAACACGGAGCUUGGUCUAACAUCAGGGCUGGAAUUGGACGAGCGCAGGGGAGGCUUCAGAGUCAAUGCUGAGCUGGAGGCGAGGUCCAACCUCUGGGUGGCAGGUGACGCUGCUUGCUUCUAUGACGUUCACCUGGGACGGCGUCGAGUGGAGCACCACGAUCACGCCAUCGUCAGCGGCAGACUCGCCGGCGAGAACAUGACCGGUGCCGGCAAGCCGUACUGGCACCAGUCAAUGUUCUGGUCUGACCUGGGCCCAGACGUCGGUUACGAGGCGAUAGGCAUUAUCGACUCCUCCCUCCCCACAGUUGGGGUCUUCGCUAAAGCUACUGCCAAGGACUCCCCCAAGGCGGUUGUGGAGGAGACGGGAGAGAGCAUCAGGUCUCUUACUGAGGGUCGAGCUGAGCCGAUCGUUUCCUCACCUCUGAAGCAUUCGAGUGAUCCACACCCGCCCGCCGAGGGAGAGAACUACGGCAAGGGCGUCAUAUUCUACCUUAGAGAUAACAAAGUCGUUGGGCUACUCCUCUGGAACGUCUUCAACAGAAUGCCCGUCGCGAGAAAAGUUCUCAAGGAAGGCAAGAGUUAUGACGAUCUCAGUGAAGUAGCCAAACUUUUCAAUCUUCAUUCGGAGUAACUAGCUUCCUUUGAACUACAACACUCCUUUCUCAUGUGAUACAAGGACUGCUAAAAUGAAAACAGGAAUCCGCCUUGUACGUGUAUGGAUACACGAAAACAAAAAAAAAAAAAAAUCGAAUGUGUUGGUUAAAUAAAGAGUUUAAACUGUUGUUACGUUUUCAUCGACAUCAAGUCUUCUUGAUGCUUUCAUGUUAAGACCAAGUUGUUGUCGCAGUUUAUCGCCCCUUCGUUUCGGCGUCAGUGACGAGUUUUGUUUGCUAGGGGUGGGCUCAUUAGUUGUAGGCCUUAUGCAAUUUAUACUUUGUUGCAUCGGCUACUUUGUUUAAAGACAUCUGAACUUCAAACGAAAUUAUUUUAUGACAGAAAUUAGGGAAUGUUAUCUUGAAUGAUAAGGAUGAAAAUUCGCGAGUACCUUCGAUUCGCGAGUACAUAUGACUGAGGGUGCUAUUUCGCUGCGUAAACUGCACAUGUGUGACGAUAUCUUUUUCAAUAUUCAAUAUCUUUGAAUAUUUUGCUCGAAGGUUGCUUUUAGUUCAUAAUUGUUAGUGAAGUGUAAUUAGAAGCUCGACUGUGUACUAAUUGGUAUAGAAUAUGAAUAUUGCAAUGUCAGCUUGAGCCUGUGCCGAACUAACUCGUGCUACCAGUUUAGUCAUGAACUCUUGAGAGGAACGAAGAAAACUGCUUGAGACGUUUCUGCUCAGGAGGGUAUCGUUUUCUCCUACUUAACUAAUAUUUUGUUGCACUGACACUUAUUUGUCUAGCAAUUAAAUUACAUGUUAUUAUUAAUGCAGAAAUUUAAGCCAUAAAUUUAAAAAGUUGUCUUGUGUGAAAUUUAAUUUCGCCUUUAUUGAUGUCUUAGGCUUCGUGAAUUGAAUAUGGCCAACGAAGAAGACAUGACUACUACUCCGGCUGUUGAGAAAGCAUUAAAUGUUCCCGCGUUUAUGUGCAAUUUCCGCUAUCUAUAAUUAAUGAUCAAUUGCGAAUUCGACCCUGAGUAAUGAGACUAAUGACUAUACUGUUCUUGUUUCAUCUGAAUGACAUGAUCUCACCACCGAUGCUUAGUGUCCAAUAGUUUCUGCGCUAUAAACUUAUAGCAUUCUCAGUAACAAGCGGCCAUUGUGGGUGCAACUAUACGUUUUGAUGAAUACUUGUUACGUCUACAUAUUCCUGUCAAGUAUAUUUACAGUGAACCUUACAACAUCUCGUAUGAAUUAUAAGCUAGCUUGAAAAUUGUGUUUAUUUGCUGUCCUGUGGAUAUUAUUUAGAAAAUGAUCCACAUAAUUGAGUAUUGUACAAUUACAGUUUAAACACAUAUUUCAGGUUUUAUCUUUCCAAAUAACAGGAACAUGGCUUUCUUCAGACGAAAUUUUGUUAGCGUUUUUUGCCUUUUCUGUCGAAGUAAUGUUUUUUUUUUUCUACCAAUAUAUGAUGGAAAUGUAACCGUUUUAAGGAGGUUGUUGUUGUGCUUCUGUUGUCUAUGUAAUGAAUGCCAACUCGCAGCGUAUCCGGACAUAUUUCUUGCUGAAAUAUACCAUUUUCUUUCGUUCAAUUGGUUCCUGAUAUUCAAUUUAAUUGAAGUUUGAAACUUUUUCUUCUCAGAUGUUAUCAUGUCUUGAAUUAUUUCUUGUGUUGCGUCGAUACUCAGUUAAAUAUGGACGGCGAUUUAGACUGCAUCAUGAAUAUAUAUUGGUAUAAAGGGCACGCUAAUAACCCCUAUGCUUGGCUUCAGCUAACUAAGUGGCUGAAAAUGAUUGAUCGUCAUGACUCCACUCGUUGAACUUCUGUCAUUUGUCGUGCGAAAUUUCUUUCACACAGUAACUCAACUGUUGGUGAAGAAUACACUACGAUUUUAUUUAAUGUAUAGAUUUUAUUGUUGAGUCUUUGUCUUGGCAGUAAAAAUGUAUGUCAUUACAUUUAUAACUAGUUGCUGCACUUAAUAACGUCAGGAUGGGCAUCUAUUGUCAUCAUUGGUGCUACUUGCUUUUUAUCACUUCUUUGAGUGUUGAUACCCUUUGUACAUAUUAAAUUAUAUUGAUGAUAAUACUACUCUGUGGUGUGUUGAUGGCUCAAGAUUCAACCUUUUAGUGAUUUGGACAUCAACAACGAUGUUUCUGGAAGCGUCCCACAAAAUUCGGAUGAACUUCGGUGAAAUUUUAUCAAAAAUUUAUUGUGAACA
Molecule: messenger RNA, 4420 nt
Organism: Hyalella azteca
Lineage: Eukaryota; Metazoa; Arthropoda; Malacostraca; Amphipoda; Hyalellidae
Product: apoptosis-inducing factor 1, mitochondrial
Exons: 13
Coding region: 20-2242 (740 amino acids)
Biological process (GO): apoptotic process; mitochondrial respiratory chain complex assembly
Cellular component (GO): cytoplasm; mitochondrion
Molecular function (GO): FAD binding; NAD(P)H oxidase H2O2-forming activity; protein dimerization activity
Source: RefSeq, a predicted model, not a curated record